Messenger RNA from Ambispora leptoticha, 303 nucleotides. The record is from the annotation of a GenBank genome assembly. Lineage: Eukaryota; Fungi; Glomeromycota; Glomeromycetes; Archaeosporales; Ambisporaceae.
UUUCACCAGUUCCACGUCAAAAUCAUAGCACAUCACGCACGAUAGCAAGGAAGGUUGUUACAUGGCCACAGGAACCCAGACAGACCAUUAAGGUUUCAACAAUUCGCGAAACAAGCAGAGGAAUCAAUGGACAAGUCAGUGGAACAGGAAUCCAGGUGACAGGUAAUUAUAAUACAAGGAAUGCACUUAAUACAGAAAAAAUGUCAGAUGAGUGGAAGAUGAAGCUCGACGGAUGUUUGACAACCGGAUCUCGCUGGUCAUAUUCUCGUGAAGAUGGCAGCUAUACAAGUAACUUUAUUUCAG